AUGACGUCACUGAAAGGAAAGGUGUGCCUGAUAACAGGGGCGAGCAGGGGUAUUGGCGCAGCAACAGCCAUUCGGUUUGCAUCUCUUGGUGCUAAGCUAGCUCUUACUGACAGAGACUUUGCUGCCCUCAAGAAAACCAAGCAGCUGUGUGUAGUAAAGGGACUCGCAGAGAACGAGGUGUUCCUCAGUGUUGGAGAUUUAGCUGUUGAUGCAGAUCUAAAGAGAGUCUUCAAUGAAUGCACUUCGUAUUACAACGGCACGCUGGAUGUCUUGGUGAAUAAUGCAGGAAUAUACGUUACUGGAUCAGUGUUAAACACUAGCAUAGAAACGUUUGACAAAAUAAUGAACACUAACACAAGGCCCGUGUUCUACCUGACCCACCUGGCGGCUCCAUUCCUCAUAGAAACAAAGGGAGUCAUAGUAAACGUUUCUUCUCUUGCUGGAUUAAGAUCAUCCCCGGAGGUCAAUGCCUAUUCUAUGUCAAAGGCUGCAAUAGAGCAAUUUACUUGCUGCACAGCUCUCGAUCUGGCUAGUAACGGAGUGAGAUGCAACGCUGUAAGUCCCGGUUCUAUAAAGACUGAUGCACACAAUCGCGAAGGAUUAAUGGAUGACGAAGCAUUAGCUGCGUAUUUCGAGAAACGCUCAACGCUGCAUCCAUUGGGACGAGUUGGUGAGACACACGACGUUACCAACGCCAUCGUGUUUUUGGUUAGCGACGAUUCGUCGUUCAUGACAGGUGUGACAAUGUUUGUUGACGGAGGCAGAUGCGUCACCACGCGUUAACAUCGGUCACCGGUAUUUACGUUACCAUAGAAACCGGCUCGUG
This is a messenger RNA of Priapulus caudatus, 826 nucleotides long. RefSeq lists its product as uncharacterized. The coding region runs from base 1 to 783 and encodes 260 amino acids. The record is from RefSeq and is a predicted model, not a curated record. The transcript is spliced from 9 exons. NCBI's taxonomy places the organism in Eukaryota, Metazoa, Priapulida, Priapulimorpha, Priapulimorphida, Priapulidae. Gene Ontology annotation, molecular function: oxidoreductase activity.